Molecule: messenger RNA, 3726 nt
Organism: Cuscuta epithymum
Lineage: Eukaryota; Viridiplantae; Streptophyta; Magnoliopsida; Solanales; Convolvulaceae
Source: the annotation of a GenBank genome assembly
UCCUUCACAAACUCACUGGCUUCACGCAACAAUCAGCUCCUUACCCUCACCCCUCUCAUCUUCACAAUUGUAUCAAACUAUCAACUGUCCAGACUCGAGGAGUCCAGAUGGACGAACGACUCGGCCCAACCCUUUCAUGCAAAACAUGGUUGCGCGGGUCAAACAAGUAGACAAUGAGGCUGAAAAAGCUCGUUUUCAUAUGCAUUCACACAAGGGAGUCAAAGAUUCAACUUCUGGGAUCAAGAGGCUAUACCUUUAUAAUAAAGGUACCUUGCGUUAGAAGUUAGAACCAAGGUUCUUUUACUCUUCAACAAAGUCUUCAAGAGAUGCACAAAUUUGUAGGGACUACCCGCUUGGGUUUAGCUCCGUAUAGAUCUCUGAAUCUUAAAGACAUUAAAAAGGGACAGAAGGUUGUUCACGGUAAAGGAUCAGUGCAGAAGAAUAUUCUUGAGGCACUUUAUUUAGGGGAAAGAAGCAGAGCUUCUAGGCUCUUGUUAGAGUUUGGCCAUGGAAGAAGCACCUUGAAUGCUAAUGAUUUUCUUUACAUCCUUCAACAAUGCGCAAGGCUGCCUGAUCCAUUGUUUCUUAUGGAGACAUGGAAGCUUAUGGAAGAAAAGGAAAUUACAAUCAACCGAGAAUGCUACUAUUUUGCUAUCCAGACACUCUGCAGGGGUGGUUACUUGAAUGAGGCGCUCCGUUUGAUGAAUAUUGUGAGAGAUGACCCUAAUAUAUGCUAUUUUCUGCCUAUAUACAACAACUUGUUGCAGGCCUGUGCUCAAAUGCACAAUAUAAGUUAUGUAAAUCAAUGUUUGGAUUUGAUGGACAAUCAGAUUGUGGGCAAGAAUGAAUUAACAUAUAUUCAGCUUCUCAAGAUUGCAGUUUUGCAGCAAAACCUAUCUGCGGUUCAUGAGAUUUGGAGAGAGUGUACGAAGCACUACAACCCUAGCAUCCUUUGCCUACAAAGGUUUAUAUGGUCAUUUUCGAAAUUAAGAGAUCUGGAAUCUGCUAACUUGAUUCUACAAAAAAUGAUAGAUAUAUCCUCCCAGAGGGAUUUUAUUGUUUAUAUAAACGCUGAUGGAAACUUGCAUAGUUUGAGAUUGGACAUUCCAGCACCUUGCAAAGGCAACUUAAGCCUUUUAAGAAGUUCCCCAGGAAAGGAAAGUAACUGUAAGCUUGGCCGUAGUGGUGUCGGCACCACAAAGGGGCAUGUCUAUGGCAUUUCAAAAAGUGCAAAAAGAACACAGAAGUGUUUUGCUGCAAUGAAGUUGUUGCGUAAGUCUUUCAAUGAUGUCAUACAUGCUUGUGCAAGCAUGCAGAAUGAUGUUCUUGCAGAGAAAUUACUUUAUCAGAUGCAAGAUAUUGGGUUGGAACCAUCAAGAGAUACAUAUAGCGCAUUCACUAUGGCAGUUCUUUCUGUAAGAGGUGUCCAUGAUGCCAUUGAAGUGAUAAAGCUCAUGGAUAAGAAGAAUAUGAGGCCUUAUGAUUCAACUCUGGUGUGUUUAUCAGCUAGAUGCAGUAGAAGUUUAAAGCUGGAUUUGGCAGAGUCUUUCCUCGAUAAAGUGUCUUCUUUUGAAGGUCCUUAUCCAUUUAAUGCUUUGCUGGAAGCAUGUGAUGCCUUGGACCUACCUGAAAGAGCAAUCCAAACAUUAGUAAAGAUGAAAAAGUCGGGUAUUCAACCAGACAUCAGGACAUAUGAGUUAUUGCUCUCAUUGUUCGGAUGUGGGAAUAGACUUAUCACGGAAGAUGAUUUAGUGCUUCAAACAGAUGUUUCCAAAAGGAUACAUGCUAUAGACAUGGAUAUGAUGAUGAAUGGAAUUCAUCAUAGUCAGCUAUCUUUGAUGAAUUUGUUGAAAGCACUUGGGGGGAUGAGACUUAUAAAGGAGAUGAUUCAAUACUUACAAGCUGCAGAGAACCAAUAUCCUCACUAUCAAACUUGUCUGGGAACCAAUCACUAUAACACGGUCUUGCAUUCUCUUGUUAGGGCAAAAGAAGCCAGUAUGGCUAUCGCCAUAUUCGAAGGCAUGAAAUCAUGUGGGGUCCCAUUUGAUGCUGCAACCUACACAAUAAUGGUUGAUUGCUGUACCAUAAUAAACAAUCUCAAAUCUGCAUCAACCCUAGUUUCCAUGAUGAUCCGUGAUGGUUUCAUUCCGCAGAUAUAUAUUUAUACAAGCUUUAUAAAGAUUCUGGUUGCAGCGGAAGAAUUUGGCGAGGCAUUUGAGUUACUGAAGAAGGGAAUCUCAGAGGGGAUUCAACCAGAUGCAUUGCUAUAUAACAGAAUUCUCCAAAAGGCCUCUGAGAAGGGACGGAUUGAUGUGAUUGAGAUGUUUGUGGAGCAGAUGCAUCGGGACAGAGUUCAGCCCAACUCAUCCAUCUGCCGCAACAUAUUUCUUGCAUAUGCUGACCGUAGGUUCUAUAAGACGGCUAUGGAGGCAUUGCAGGUUUUGUGUAUGAGGAUGAUAUCUGUAGAUGAAAGUGUUUUGGACAAACGACGUGCCAUGUAUGAAAACCUUAUUCUAAAAGAGGACACAGAGGAAGACAGUGAAAGGAAGAUAAUCGAGCUUUUAUUCAAUGAAGAGGAAUAUAGCAGUAGAGAUGACCUUUCCAUUGCCAUGCUCAUGUUAAGAUGGUGUGCCAUGCUUGGAUUCCCAGUAUCUUGGUCACCCAAUCACAGCCCGUGGGCUAAGAGGCUAUCGAUUAACUAUGACCUUUUAACACAAACCUCCCCAGAUCGUAGCACUGGAAGAUACCCUUGGUCUGAUGUCCGGUCUAGACGUUAAGCACAUAAAUGUUCCAGAUUGGGACCGAGGCGGGACCGGUGUGGUUUAUUACUCCAAAUGACAUCACUUUCAUGGCUGGAAGCCCUAACCUGUUCCUGUUCCCUAAAAUGGGUACCAGACUGACCCUUACCAGCACAACAACUAUUUUCUUUGUAAUGGUUUGGUUCCCACUGCCCAAAACCGGCCUGAGAGUUAGACUAGAACUGCCUGGGUAACCCAAAACUGGACCGACCAGGUAUAUCCCAGUUACUCUCACAGUUCCACCUGCCCUAUGACCCGGAACCAACAGGUCUGGAGCUACGCCAGGUCCAUCAAUACAUGCAUUUGCAUCUUGCUCCAUGGUUGAUGGUCGAUGUUACUUCAGCAUUAUAUUUCACAUAAUCUUCUCUUUGUUAUUUCAUGGAGGUUCUUGUAGAUACACCAAAUCUCGUUACUAAGAUGUAUAUAAGAGCAUCUUUGAUACUAGCCAUGUACAUUGAGGUUUGCUUCAAAAGAACGCCAACAAUUUGUAGUUAUGUUGUCCUUUUCCAUUUUUAUGGUCUUGAUCUAAAUCAGUUGUAGAAGUUUUUGAAGCUGACAAUUAAAGCUGACAACAGGUCUGGAGCUAUGCCAGGUCCAUCCAUACACUUAUUUGCAUCGUGCUCCAUGGUCGAUGGUCGAUGCUACUUCAGCAUCAUAUUUCACAUCAUCUUCUCUUUGUUAUUGGGGUUCUUGUAGAUACACCAAAUCUCGUUACUAAGCCGUGUAUAAGAGCAUCUUUGAUACUAGCCAUGUACAUUGAAGUUUGGUAACUUGGUUCAAAGGAACGCCAGCAUUUUGUAGUUAUGUUGUCCUUGACAUUUUUAUGCUCUUGAUCUAAAUCAGUUGUAGAAGUUUUUGAAGCUGACAGUUAAAACUACAAACUUACUUUAUAAGUUCAUAAUUUCAUAUUUAUUAAUUUAUGCUAUAA